Vicugna pacos (alpaca) is the source of this 747-nucleotide messenger RNA. NCBI's taxonomy places the organism in Eukaryota, Metazoa, Chordata, Mammalia, Artiodactyla, Camelidae. The record is from RefSeq and is a predicted model, not a curated record.
AGCUCUGGGCUCCUGAUCCCAGCUUGUCCUUGAAGUAUGAGGCUGGUGACUGGAGUAGCUGUGCUUCUGACCUGGGGGACUGUGAUUGAGGCUGAGAUUGACCAGCCCAAAUCCAGGGAUGUUGCUGAAGGAGAAGACGUAACCCUGUCUUGCAACCACCCUACCAUCGGUGGAAGUGACUAUAUACACUGGUAUCGGCAAAAUCCCACUCAGAGUCCACAGUACUAUCAUGGCUUACGGGACACUGUGAGCAACCACAUGGCCUUUCUGACCAUAGCGACAGACAGAAAGUCCAGCACCUCGGUCCUGCCCCGGGUCGCCCUGAGAGGCAGCGCUGUGUACUACUGCGCCCUGACAGAGGCACAGCGGGACCGACGGGGCUGCACCUGCGCAGUAUCUCCCUGGUGGCAAGGAGGGGUGGGACGGGGAGGCUGCAGCCACUGGGAGCAAAUCUGGAGCCACCUAGAAGGAGACUCAGAGAGAAGUCAGAGGGAAAGUGAGGGGAAGGAAAGAUCGAAAAGCUGGGAAAGAAGACAGUCCUAUCUCAUGCUCCACGCUUUAAUGCAGACCCACAUCUUCAAGGUUCCCCUACCCAGUGGGUGGAAAAUUAUUUGGUUAAAGUUUGGCAACAAAAUGUUGGCAGAUGGAUGGAAAAUCUUUAACCGUAAUUUUAUUGGAGAGCUUUAUGCCCAAGGAGACAUGAACUAUUUUAUUCUUGCCCAGGACGAACCCGUGGAGACUCAGUGA